Trematomus bernacchii (emerald rockcod) is the source of this 2752-nucleotide messenger RNA. RefSeq names its product WD repeat domain 63 (gene dnai3). The coding region runs from base 78 to 2705 and encodes 875 amino acids. Gene Ontology annotation, biological process: cilium movement involved in cell motility; inner dynein arm assembly. The record is from RefSeq and is a predicted model, not a curated record. Lineage: Eukaryota; Metazoa; Chordata; Actinopteri; Perciformes; Nototheniidae. Gene Ontology annotation, cellular component: inner dynein arm. The transcript is spliced from 23 exons. Gene Ontology annotation, molecular function: dynein heavy chain binding; dynein light chain binding.
UGAUGAGCGAGGACGAUGAAAACUACUAAAGCUAACAACAGUUGAUAAACAAGCGCGAAGCAAUACUAACAGCAAGGAUGCCACCCAAUAAAUCAAAAAGUGUGACAAGCAGUGCAGGCAGUAAGAAGAAAGGCAAGAAGACUGAGUCACCUGCACAAGGGGAAAAGCUUGGUCACCCUGAUGAUAUCCUCCCCAUGGUCCUGACAUCAGCCACCCAGGAGCUCUUUGGUUGCCGGGCGGAUGAGGACGUCACAGGGGAGAGCCCUUACAAGCUGCUAAAAAAAGACGACAUCAUACAGGACCUUAAGACAAGAGCCGCAGUGUCCGAUUUCAGCCCUGCGAAGCAGAUUGUGCUGGACUACCCAGAGGAUGAGCUCCUGCUGGUGUUUGACAGGGACUUCACCUAUGACCAAUUAUUCUACCUGGUUCUGACUCCAGAAGCCAAAGACAGAAUCCUCAAUCCCCCACAGCCUGAGACACCAGAGGUUUGUGAGAAUGAAGUUAAUAAUAAAACCGGAAGAUCAGAACCGAAGCCAUGGAUAUCUCUUGGUAGUGAGCAGGAAAUAGAUGAGGAAUCUUUCGAAGAGAGCAGGGAAAAGCUGUGGUACAAGUUCUCCAGAGUGAGGAGGAAGUUUGGCGCUCCAGUCUGUUUUUCUGACCGUAACACCUACAUGGAGUGUGUUCCCUUCCACGACAGCAGAUUCAGAAUCAAACAGAUGCAGAGGGACUGCGGGAUGCAGGCUGUUCCCAGAAUGCAGAGCAGCAGUUCUCAGACUCAGUGGAAGUUUAAGAGGAAUAUCUUUACCCAGUACACGCCAAGAGAGUUAAGUGAUGGAGAUAAGGAGAACAUCCACCAGCGUGAGAAUCUGAAGCAUUUCUGCAACUCUGUGACCCCCAGAGUUUUGCAAGCCCUACAGCAGGAGGAAAUCAUGAAUGUGUUCUUCGAUGACUGGAAGGCCCUGGGGACAGGUGAUGAUGCUGACUGGUCGGGGAAGAUUUUCGAAGGUUUGAUGCUCUAUCAGGCCUUCACAGACCAGAAGUACACCAAGGACAAGAAGAUCAGCAGCAUAAACUGGCACCCUACCAUCUACGGUGUGCUAGCUGUGGCUUUGACAGAAAAAAAGACGGAGGAGGUAAUGGAUGAGUCCUCAGCGUUCGAAGUCAGAGAGUCUCACAUUGUCUUCUAUAGUUUCUCCGACCCCUCUAAUCCCCAGUUGCUGCUGGAGUGCCCAGAUGACAUUUUUGCCUUUGAGUUCUGCCCCUCUGAUCCAAAUAUUAUCGUUGGCGGCUGCGUGAAUGGCCAGGUGGUGUUGUGGGACAUUUCUGCUCACGUCAUACACCUACAGGGAACACAGUCAGGCAAAGAUGCUUCACUCAACACUGACACAUUCGACCUCGAUGACAACAAAGAGAAUAAGACUCCUGUUGUGCGCUACUGUGCUGUGUCUGCAUUAGAGAGCAGCCACAAAGCGCCAAUUACUGAUGUCCAGUGGCUGCCACCAACAUUUGAGGUGACCAAGUUGGGCUUACCUGUGGAGAACAAGAACAACGUAUCUGUUCAGGUCGUCACCUGCUCCCCAGACUGUGCUUUAAUGUUCUGGGAUGUGCGAGUGACAAAACUGUUGAGCCAGUCAGGGUCGGACAGGAAGCAGAAUGCCGAUCAGAAGACUUCCUACGGUGUCCCUGAGACUUUCAAACAUCUGGACCGGACAUGGAAGCCUCUGUUUAAGGUUUCCCUGCCAAAGAUCGAUACCGGUGGAGAAUACGCUCCUCUCAAGUUCAGCCUGGAACUCUACAGCUGUAACGCUAAUAAUACAGGCAGGACCAAAGAGGAAGCUAAUGAGAAUGAUGACGGCUCAAAGGUCGUCCCUGACUACAGCCAGCUCAGAGUGCCCUCGGCAAAAAUACUCGCUACUCUGGAAGAUGUCAAUACCAGGCUCUAUAUUGGAACAGAGGAUGGGGAGAUUAUUUACACCGACUGGAAACUGGUGAAGGACGACUCUGGGAGGCAGCAGAGUGCCAAGCCCCUCCACUGCUUUAGAACCCAUCACUGGCUGGUGAACACGGUACAGAGGUCGCCCUUCUACAAAGACAUUAUUUUGACAAUGGGAAGCUGGAACUUCGCCAUCUGGAAGGAGGGAGUCAUGGAAGGCCCCAUCGUCACGUCCCCGAGCUCUGAGCAGGUGUGCACAGCUGGAUGUUGGUCCCCGUCCCGGCCAGCUGUUUUCUUCAUCGGGAAAGAUGACGGCAGCAUCGAGGUGUGGAACCUGCUGGAGAAGACCGGUGAACCUUUGCAGGUCCACGCUCACAUCACUGAUGCCAAGAUCACCUGCAUCAAACCCUGGACCGCCUCCUCCAAGCAGCACUUCCUGGCGGUGACUGACGACCUUGGGAUGGUUCGUGUUUUGGAAAUCCCAAAGACCCUCUACGCUCCGUCCAGGAGUGAGAAUUUGAGUGUGAAGAAGUACUUCAAGCUGGAGGAGGACAGGUUAAAGGAUUUUAUGAAGAGGGAUGAGCUGUGGGCGAAACAGAAGAAGGAAGCAGAGGAGCUCAAGAAGAAAAUGGAUCCUGUCAAGCCGGUCAAAUCUCUGACAGAGAAUGACGAGGAGAACAUGAAGGAGUAUAAUGUUCACCUGGAGGUGGAGGAGAGCGUCCUGAAGGGCCUGGGCCUGUGGACCGCUCCUGCCGACACGGAAGAUACAUGAUAUCCCACGCAUUUACACACAUCUGCACGGACUGCAUUUAUACAGAA